Tachyglossus aculeatus (Australian echidna) is the source of this 1848-nucleotide messenger RNA. It is a transcript of the gene GDAP1L1, whose product is annotated as ganglioside induced differentiation associated protein 1 like 1. The record is from RefSeq and is a predicted model, not a curated record. Bases 74 to 1210 code for a protein of 378 amino acids. NCBI's taxonomy places the organism in Eukaryota, Metazoa, Chordata, Mammalia, Monotremata, Tachyglossidae. The transcript has 6 exons.
UGCUGUUCCUGCUGCUGCUCCGGCUCCUCCAUCCCCGGCCGGGGCCCGGGGUCCGGCCCGGGGUCCGGUUGUCAUGGCGACCCCCAACAACCUGCCUCCCACCCAGUGCAGCUGGUGGCCCAUUUCGGGUGUGGACCUGUCGGCGGGCCGAGGGCCGGAGCCCCCCGAGCCCCCGGACGCCGGGCCGGGGCCCGGGCCCGGGCCGGGGCCUGGGCCGGGGUCCGCCCUGCGCCCCCACGACGGGCUGGUGCUCUACCACUGGACGCAGUCCUUCAGCUCCCAAAAGGUUCGGCUGGUCAUCGCCGAGAAGGGGCUUCCGUGCGAGGAGCGGGAUGUCAGCCUGCCCCUGAGCGAACACAAGGAGCCCUGGUUCAUGCGGCUGAACCUGGGGGAAGAGGUCCCCGUCAUCAUCCACCGCGACAGCAUCAUCAGCGACUACAACCAGAUCAUCGACUACCUUGAGCGGACCUUCGCCGGGGACCCCGUGGCCCAGCUGAUCCCCGAGGCGGGUAACCCGCUCCACGCCCGAGUCCUGCAAUAUCGAGACCUGCUGGACUCCCUGCCCAUGGACGCUUAUACCCACGGCUGCAUCCUGCACCCGGAGCUCACCACGGACUCCAUGAUCCCCAAGUACGCCACCGCCGAGAUCCGCAGGCACUUAGCUAAUGCCACCACAGACCUGAUGAAGCUGGAUCACGAAGAGGAGCCCCCGUUGUCAGAGCCGUACCUCUCCAAACAGAAAAAACUCAUGGCCAAGAUUCUGGAGCACGACAACGUGAACUAUCUGAAGAAGAUCCUGGGCGAGUUGUCUAUGGUGCUGGACCAGAUCGAGGCCGAGCUGGAGAAGAGGAAGCUGGAGUAUCAGGGACAGAAGUGCGAGCCGUGGCUGUGCGGGCGCCCGUUCACCCUGGCUGACGUCCUGCUGGGAGCCACCCUGCACCGCCUCAAGUUCCUGGGUCUGUCCAAAAAGUACUGGGAGGACGGCAGCCGGCCCAACCUCAAGGCCUUCUUCGACCGGGUCCAGAGGCGCCCCGCCUUCCGCAGGGCCCUGGGGGACAUUCACACCACCCUGCUCUCCGCCGUCAUCCCCAACGCCUUCCGGCUGGUCAAGCGCAAACCGCCCUCCUUCUUCGGGGCCUCCUUCCUCAUGGGCUCCCUGGGCGGGAUGGGCUACUUCGCUUACUGGUACCUCAAGAAAAAGUACAUCUAGAGGCAGAUGGCGGGGGCAGCUGGGGUGGGAGGCGGGCACCUCGCCGGCCCCCGGCCGGUGGGCCUUCGGUCUCACGAAAACCUCCCGGGGAAUGACCGACCCCGAUGGGAGUUAUUAUUGUCCGUGUGAAAACAUUCCAUAGUCUAGAAGUAGAAGCGCCGCGGCCCAGAGCCGGGCUGACGACGCCGUCAAUUAAACCCGUAACAAAAAUGCCUUUUCCUUUGACUUUAGGUUUCCACGCUGAAUCGUGGCGACCGGGCCGGUGUCCUCUGCCGGCGGGUCCGGGGCCGGAGUGGUUCUGGUGGCUGGGAGGUAGCCCGAACUCUGGCUUUCCCUCGCCCCCAGGGAACGCUUCCGAGCCACUGAGCAGACUCGCUCUUUCGCCCCUUUGGGGGCUCGGAGACCGCGGCCGGGAGUCCCCCGAGGGGAGGUGGGACUUUCUCCUUCUGAGCUUAGCAUUGCUCCUUGGGCCGUGGAGGGGGACGAGCCCGGGCCCGGGGGCUUCAGGGAGAGAGGCCCCCCCGGCCCCAACCUGGCCCGCGGCCCUCCUCUGGCCCAGUCCCGGCCCCACUCGGGGUCGACAUCGAGAACGCGUCCUCUCAUUUUUCUAUUGCUUUCAUUAAAGUUGAUAUUUUUUA